Messenger RNA from Camellia sinensis, 9326 nucleotides. The record is from RefSeq and is a predicted model, not a curated record. NCBI's taxonomy places the organism in Eukaryota, Viridiplantae, Streptophyta, Magnoliopsida, Ericales, Theaceae.
CUGCAAGACAAUUAUCUUCUUCGGCGGUAUUCACAGGGAUUCAAAUGAAAACCGCGAAAGCUCUUCAAGGCACGAGAAAGGGUUAGCGAUUCGCCUGAAAAUCAAGGUCGGUCGGUCAUGGCGUCUGAUUCAACUCGGUCUCGCAUCGAUCAGUUUUUUUCUUCAAAGAAGAAGAAGAAGAAACCUUUAUCACCUGGUUUGAAGUCUAGGGGAGCCGCAAAAGAUACACUUGAAGGGUCUCCUAGUUCUAAAGGUUCUUUAGACAACUAUUUAGUGACUUCACAGGAUGAUAACUGUACUGCUAAACCUUUGUUCGCAGCUCAUGUUUGUUCAGAAAGGCAAGAUAUUGUUAAGAGAAACCUGACUUUGGAGAUUAAUUCAUUGUCGAAAGAUGAGAAUAUAAAUGCCUGUUUGUCAGCCCUAGAACAUCCUCAAACUUCUGUAGCAUAUGUAGGGGCUCAAAAACAACAAUCCCAGGUUCCUCCUUAUGCGGGUGAUGUUUCAGUCAAAGGUCUUGCAAAUUCAGAUUCUGCAGACACUGCUGGAAACUCCGAAAUUAAGCAGUUCACGGCUGGCUUUUUGUCACUGUAUUGUAGUGAACUUCUACCAAGUGCAAGUUCACCAUUAGAGCCAAAAGUGAAUGCUCAUAAAAGACAGGGUAGUCCAUCUAUGCUAGUUGCAGAGGAUAAAUCAUCCAAGAAAAGGCAUUGCAUUAUUGAUGGGGAUGAGCCAAAUGCUGAGGGUGAAGCCACUUGCUCUGGUGAUAUGCACCCAGAACACAUAGAGUCUGGUGUCAUCUCAGAAUCUGGAGAAGCAUCUAUAAACUAUUCCAGAGGAACGAUUGUAGGUGCUAAUCCAAUUGAACUUCAAGCGAGCUUGAAAAAAUGUAGUAGAACAGCUGCACCAUCUCUAUCUGCGACAGGAUGUGAUACACCUGCUAUAACUUCCAGAGCUCGUGAAACUCCCAAGUCUACUUGUAGAAGCUCCAUUUUUUCUCCUGGAGAAGCAUUCUGGAAUGAAGCAAUUGAAGUUGCCGACGGUUUGUUUGCAACAAAUAUUGACAGAGAAAUUAGUACUGCGAACAUGCAGUGCGAGACAAAUAAUUCGAACAAUUUGAGAAAUGCAGGUUGUGGUAUUCUGUCAAACAAAAUAUUAGAUGAAGGUGCAAGUAGAGUCGGUGGUGUGGAACUGAAUGCUUCUACAGGAUCAACAGGGAAGCAUGGAAAGGAUUUGGAUGAAGAAGCAUCCCCGUUGCCAGUGAAGCAUUUUGACUUCUCGUUUGAGGACAAAAAUUCAGAUGAUCUAUCUGCAGAUGAUAUGAAAGGUCUUGUGUAUAGAAAAGGUGCACAAGCUGGAUGUGCUUCUGUAGAUAAUAGAAGUCUUCAAUCUGCUAAUAUAACAACGCAUUCUCGCUUGAAUGGCGCAAUGCAACAACUGACAUCUGGUUGUGAUGUAGCUGAUAGGAAAGAGGGUUUUUUGAGUCAAGAUAAUGAUACUAUUGCAUCUAGUGCACUGGAAAAGGAAAAAAGAAAUUGCAUGGUUUUCCGUGAAGAUGCUGGAGAUAGUACUCCAUCAAGUUUUGAACCGCUAAAAGAUUGUUUAGAUCUUAGCUUCUGGCUUCCUUCUGAAAUAUGUGCCAUAUAUAAGAAGAAAGGAAUUUCAAAAUUGUAUCCAUGGCAGGUUGAUUGCCUGCAGGUGGAUGGUGUCUUACAGAAAAGGAAUCUCGUAUAUUGUGCAUCUACUAGUGCUGGUAAAAGUUUUGUUGCUGAAAUUUUAAUGCUACGGAGAGUCUUGUCAGCUGGAAAAAUGGCUCUUCUUGUACUUCCAUAUGUAUCAAUUUGCGCAGAAAAGGCAGAACAUCUGGAGGUCCUAUUAGAACCACUUGGCAAGCAUGUUCGCAGUUAUUAUGGAAACCAAGGUGGUGGGACUCUUCCAAAAGAUACCUCUGUAGCUGUCUGUACAAUUGAGAAGGCAAACUCUUUAAUUAACAGAUUUCUAGAAGAGGGUCGUCUGUCAGAACUUGGGAUUAUUGUGAUAGAUGAACUGCACAUGGUGGGUGAUCAGAAUAGGGGUUAUCUGUUGGAGCUUAUGUUGACAAAGCUUCGUUAUGCAGCUGGUGAAGGCAAUAUAUAAUCAUCUAGUGGAGAAAGUUCAGGUACAAGUAGUGGGAAGACUGAUCCUGCUCGUGGUCUCCAAAUUGUUGGUAUGAGUGCAACCUUGCCAAAUGUGGCUGCUGUUGCCAAUUGGCUUCAAGCUGCUUUGUACCAGACUGAUUUCCGACCAGUUCCAUUAGAGGAAUACAUUAAAGUUGGAAACACCAUUUAUAACAAAACAAUGGACGUUGUUAGAACAAUCUCAAAAACAGCUGAACUUGGUGGUAAAGAUCCAGAUCAUAUUGUUGAAUUGUGCAAUGAGGUUGUUCAAGAGGGUAAUUCAGUGCUAUUAUUUUGCUCUAGUCGAAAAGGAUGUGAAUCAACUGCUAGGCAUAUUGCAAAAUUCCUCAGAAAAUUUCCUGUCAGUACCCGUAAUGAUAAAAGUGAGUUCUUUGAUAUCACGUCAGCUAUAGAUGCCUUGCGAAGAUGUCCUGCGGGAUUGGAUCCUAUUUUUGAAGAAACUCUCUCUUCUGGUGUUGCCUACCAUCAUGCUGGUCUAACUGUUGAAGAAAGAGAGAUUGUUGAAACUUGCUAUCGUAAAGGACUAGUACGUGUCUUAACUGCUACAUCUACUUUGGCUGCUGGGGUUAACCUACCUGCCAGGAGAGUCAUUUUUCGACAACCCUGGAUUGGUCGUGAUUUUAUUGACGGGACAAGGUACAGACAGAUGGCUGGUAGGGCUGGUCGGACUGGAAUAGAUACGAAGGGGGAGAGUGUUCUACUUUGCAAACCAGAAGAGGUCAAAAGAAUUAUGGGAAUUCUUAAUGACAGCUGUCCACCGCUGCAUUCUUGUCUUUCUGAAGGUAAGAAUGGGAUGACCCAUGCAAUCUUAGAAGUUGUCGCUGGUGGAAUUGUUCAAACUGCCAAUGAUAUUCAUCGAUAUGUGAGGUGUACUCUUCUCAAUUCUACAAAGCCAUUUGAAGAUGUAGUGAAGUCAGCACAGGAUUCUCUCAGAUGGUUAUGCCACAGAAAAUUUAUUGAAUGGAAUGAAGACACUAAGUUAUACAGCACCACACCUCUUGGACGUGCAUCUUUUGGCAGUUCUCUCUGCCCUGAAGAAUCACUUAUUGUACUGGAUGACCUUUCAAGGGCUAGAGAAGGAUUUGUGCUUGCAUCUGAUUUGCAUUUAGUAUACUUAGUUACACCCACCAACGUUGAAGUUGAGCCAGAUUGGAAAUUAUACUAUGAAAGAUUCAUGCAAUUGUCUACUCUUGACCAGUCGGUUGGCAAACAAGUAGGAGUGCUAGAACCCUUUUUAAUGCGUAUGGCCCAUGGUGCCCCACUGCGCACUUCAAACAGAUCAAGGGAUAAUGCAAAAGGGUUGUUGGGCAGAUCUGACUGCAGAGUUGGGAUGGCAAACCAAAGUAUGCUUUCCGAUGAGCAAACACUUCGAGUGUGCAAGCGCUUCUAUGUUGCUCUCAUCUUGUCAAGACUUGUGCAGGAAGUACCUGUGGCUGAGGUUUGUGAAGCCUUUAAAGUGGCACGAGGCAUGGUUCAGGCCUUACAAGAAAAUGCUGGAAGGUUUGCUUCUAUGGUUUCUGUGUUUUGUGAGAGGCUUGGUUGGCAUGAUCUGGAAGGUUUGGUUUCCAAAUUCCAAAAUCGUGUUUCAUUUGGAGUCCGGGCAGAGAUUGUAGAGCUUACCACCAUUCCAUAUGUUAAGGGUUCCCGAGCUAGACAACUUUAUAAAGCUGGGUUGCGCACACCUCAAGCAAUUGGUGUAGCAUCAAUAUCUGAAAUUGUCAAGGCUCUUUUUGAAUCUUCAUCAUGGGCUGCACAAGAUUCAGCACAACGGCGGAUUCAAUUGGGGGUAGCCAAGAAGAUAAAGAAUGGUGCACGCAAAAUUGUUCUUGAUAAAGCUGAAGAGGCAAGGGUUGCUGCCUUCACAGCUUUCAAAUCUCUUGGACUUGAUGUUCCCCAGUUACCUCAACCUGUAUUAAAGGCUGCUGGUGAUGCCACUCAAAAAGGGGCGACUACCUCUUCUGGGGAAGAGAGUACUAGUAGCUUUGUUGGUGUACAGCAUACAGAGCAUGUUUCAGCCAAGUCAACGUUGGUAAGAUGCGAAUUAAGACAUUUGAAGGGGUUAGAAAUCAAAGGAACGAAACGAGAGCAGCUUGAUUUUGGGAGGAGGAGCUUCGGCUUCAUAGAGAAUGGGUCAAGGGUGAUUGCUGAGUACAUCUAUGGGAUUGGUGGUGCGCUGGCUAAUGGACCUCAGAAGCAAAGCAAGGACUCUUUCUGGACCUCAGAGUUAGCAGCCCUCAAAGAGAAACUCGCAAAAGAAUUUCACAUUAAGGAUCUGGAAGCCCUCAAGUAUUUCCUCGGAAUGGAAUUUGCAAGAUCCAAGGAAGUCAGCAUGGUAAGUCAGUUCAUGCACUCACCAGGGGCAGAGCACUUUGAGGCCGUUUAUAAGAUCUUAAGAUAUUGGAAGGAACUCCAGGGAGAGGCUUACUGUUCAAGAAACAGGACAUCUUCAAGUGAAGUAUACACAGAUGCAGACUGGGCAGGAAGUGUUACAGACAGGAGAUCAACAUCCGUAUACUGCUCCUUUGUAGGUGGGAACCUAGCUACAUGGCGGAGUAAAAAACAGAAUGUGGUAGCUAGAAGUAGUGCAGAAGCAGAGUUCAGAGCUGUUGCCCAUGGAAUCUGUGAAGUAAGAAGUCCUGUGGCUGAGGUUUGUGAAGCCUUUAAAGUGGCACGAGGCAUGGUUCAGGCCUUACAAGAAAAUGCUGGAAGGUUUGCUUCUAUGGUUUCUGUGUUUUGUGAGAGGCUUGGUUGGCAUGAUCUGGAAGGUUUGGUUUCCAAAUUCCAAAAUCGUGUUUCAUUUGGAGUCCGGGCAGAGAUUGUAGAGCUUACCACCAUUCCAUAUGUUAAGGGUUCCCGAGCUAGACAACUUUAUAAAGCUGGGUUGCGCACACCUCAAGCAAUUGGUGUAGCAUCAAUAUCUGAAAUUGUCAAGGCUCUUUUUGAAUCUUCAUCAUGGGCUGCACAAGGUGAAAUCUUAUUCAGCACAACGGCGGAUUCAAUUGGGGUAGCCAAGAAGAUAAAGAAUGGUGCACGCAAAAUUGUUCUUGAUAAAGCUGAAGAGGCAAGGGUUGCUGCCUUCACAGCUUUCAAAUCUCUUGGACUUGAUGUUCCCCAGUUACCUCAACCUGUAUUAAAGGCUGCUGGUGAUGCCACUCAAAAAGGGGCGACUACCUCUUCUGGGGAAGAGAGUACUAGUAGCUUUGUUGGUGUACAGCAUACAGAGCAUGUUUCAGCCAAGUCAACGUUGGUAAGAUGCGAAAAUUUUGAUAAAGUUACAAUAGAAAUUGGACAAGAGAAGUCAGCAAAAACCAUAGGUGUUGGCUUAGGGACUCCACAUGAAGCAAAAUCAACUGGUACCAUGCAGACUAAUUUUGGUGCUGAAAAUCCUGCAGCAGUAGUUGAAGGCCUGGUACUCUUGGAGCAAAAUGAUCGAGAAACUGCAUGUCUUGACAAUAAGGAAAAUGCUUCUGAGAAAGGUCCUGUAAAUGCUGUUAAUACUCCGGGUGGAUUUGAUUCGUUCUUGGAUCUUUGGGACUCAACCAGAGAAUUCUAUUUUGAUAUUCUUAACAAAAGAUCUGAAGUGAACUCGACUGUCCCUUUUGAAAUACAUGGCAUAGCAAUUUGCUGGGGAAAUUCUCCUGUCUACUAUGUCAAUCUUCCCAAGGAUAUAUUUUGGUUUGACAGCAGAAGAAAUGAUUCUUUGUCCAUAUCUAUUUCUGGUGAUGGCAGCGAUGUAUUAGCACCAAAGCAUCAGUUCGAAGUGGCAAAACAAAGAUGGAGUAGGAUAGUUAUGAUCAUGGGAAAAAAAGAUGUCAGAAAGUUUACUUGGAAUUUAAAAAUUCAGAUUCAGGUGUUAAAAAUUCCUGCUGUUUCCAUUCAGAGAUUGGGUAGCCUGAAUCUUGCAGUGAAAACUAUGGGUCUUGAGCUCAAAGACAGCAUAUACUAUUUGUUGCACCCAGUUUACGUACAAGAUGGAAUUGACAUGUGCAUUGUAGCAUGGAUCCUUUGGCCUGAUGAGGAGAAAAGUUCCAAUCCAAAUCUGGAAAAGGUAAUUAAGAAAAGGUUAUCCAGUGAGGCUGCAGCAGCUGCCAGUCGCAGUGGUAGGUGGAAAAAUCAGAUGCGAAGAGCUGCACAUAAUGGUUGCUGCCGUCGAGUUGCGCAAAUCCGAGCCCUAUGUUCUGUUCUCUGGAAAUUGCUAAUUUCUGAAGAACUUGUUGAAGCACUUACAAGCAUUGAAAUUCCACUGGUUAAUGUUCUUGCGGACAUGGAGAUCUGUGGAAUAGGUGUUGACAUGGACGGAUGCCUUCGGGCACGACAGGUGUUGGGAAAGAAACUAAGGUAUCUUGAGAAGGAAGCUUACAAACUGGCUGGUAUUUCAUUUUCAUUGCAUACAGCGGCCGAUAUUGCAAAUGUACUCUAUGGGAUUUUGAAGUUGCCCAUACCCGAAGGGUACAAUAAAACAAAACAACACCCAAGCACUGACAAGCACUGUUUGGAUUUGUUGAGGCAUGAACAUCCUAUUAUUCCUGUUAUUAAAGAGCAUCGAACUCUGGCAAAGCUCUUAAACUGUACAUUGGGAUCAAUUUGUUCUCUUGCUAGGCUUUCAAUGACAGAGAAGUACACAUUGCAUGGCCGUUGGCUCCAAACAUCUACAGCAACCGGGCGACUUUCAAUGGAGGAACCUAAUCUUCAGUGUGUUGAGCAUAUGGUUGACUUCAGAAUGAAUAACGAUAAGAAAGACGGAAAUGAUUCAAAUGUAGAUCAUUACAGAAUAAAUGCUCGUGAUUUUUUCAUACCUACACAGGACAAUUGGUUACUUUUAGCUGCAGAUUAUUCUCAGAUAGAACUGCGAAUGAUGGCUCACUUUUCAAAAGAUGCUUCAUUAAUUGAACUUCUCAGUAAACCUCAUGGUGAUGUCUUUACCAUGAUAGCAGCAAAAUGGACUGGGAAAGAGGAAUCUAAUGUUAGCUCCCAAGAGCGAGAUCAAACGAAAAGGUUGGUUUAUGGCAUUCUGUAUGGUAUGGGUCCUAAUACGCUUGCCGAACAGCUUGACUGCAGUUUAGAUGAUGCAGCUGAGAAAAUUCAGAAUUUCAAAAGGUCUUUUCCUGGUGUUGCUUCCUGGCUUCAAGAAGCUGUGACAUCUUGCCGUCAGAAAGGGUAUGUGGAGACCCUUAAAGGAAGAAAGCGCUUUUUAGCAAAAAUAAAAUUCGGAAACAGUAAAGAAAAAUCUAAAGCCCAGAGACAAGCUGUCAAUUCUAUUUGUCAGGGAUCUGCUGCUGACAUAAUCAAAAUUGCAAUGAUCAAUAUACACUCUCUGAUUGUUGAAGAAGUUGGGAGGUCGCAUCCUAGCACUUUAUUUGCAGAACAAUUCCACAUGCUUAGGGGCCGCUGCAGAAUCCUUUUACAGGUACACGAUGAAUUAGUACUGGAAGCUGAUCCUUCCGUUGUAAAGGAAGCUGGGUUGUUGCUUCAAAUGAGCAUGGAAAGAGCUGUGUCGCUUCUUGUUCCUUUGCACGUCAAAUUGAUGGUUGGGAGAACAUGGGGAUCUUUGGAGCCUUUCCUGGCUGAACAACAUGCAGAUGAAGUUACUAUCCCAAAUCCUUAGGUUACGAGGAGCUGUGGUUGCUUUUCACUCUAAUUAUGAUGGUCAACAUUGGUAAGCAAAGGGUGUUUUGGGCCAAUGCAUGUAGUGUGGAAGCAAUCUUAUAUUCUGGUCAAACCAAUUUUUGCCUGGGGUAAUGGACUUGGAGACUACUUUGCCCCAUGAACUGCAGUUCUGCAACUACUUUUGUCUUCCUUGCUACGUGAUGCUUCAAUUAUGGUUGUGCAAGAGUGACUUCCAUGGACUGAUAAUGAAUUAAGUACUUGGAUUUUAGGCCUUCUAUAUGAUGGAUGGUAUGGCAUAUUGUGGCUUUUUUUCCUUGUGCGUGCUGAUGCUGGGAGCUCCUUCCAUUCUGAACUGGUGAUAUUACAAGAAGUUUCAGGACUUUGGUGAACACUUGAACAAAAAUGGUGAUACUGUGGUAUGAAAAUAUUGUAGAAGUAGGGUUGUUGGUCAUGCAACUUGCAUUUAGUAGGCGUGUUUGUCAUGCAGAUAUGAUAGAAGAGGUUAUGUGCUGCAGUAGAAUAAAGAGGAUAAGUACUUAUUGGAAUGGUUAGAUCAAACUGUCUGAGAUGAUUCUUAUAUUCUGAUUUGGUGAACAGACACUAUCUCCACACUUAUUUAUGGUCUCUGGCUACACAAUCUCUUGCUCUGGGUUAAAACAAUUGAAAGAAAUGUCAAAUGGUGUUCAUAAAGUGCUAAGAGAUAUGUGUGGCUGAUAAUAGAGUUGGCAUUGCCUGAUGAAAAAAGAGGCUUUUGUGUUGUGUCUGUGUUGUGACAACACCGGUGGAAUGAUCAACCAUGUUAAGGAUUGGGCUAAUUGUUUGACGUGAUCUCUAGCUGUUGAGACUGUAAACAGCCAGAGGAGUUUUUAAGUUGAGCAGAGAAAUGCCAUCCAGAGGAACAUUACGGGGUGAUAAUCAUGUUGGCUUACUCGGUUCUGUUCUUAUUUCUUCUAAGGCUCUUACCAUUCCAGGAUUUCAAGCUGUCUUUGGAAUCUUGAUAUUGCUUGUGAAAAUAUUAGAGCAGGCAUGUAGAUUUUGAUGUUAUCAUUAGGGAGCAAAUGGGAUUAGAUCUUGAUGUAAUUAAGUUUCAGAAAGAUACCAAACCAAACUAAGCCUUGUGUUACACUCGAAUGGGGUCGGCUACAACAAUUCAUUUUGCCCUAGGAUUCAUGUUCAAAAGGGAUCUGAUGGGGAUUUUGUUGGCUGGCAGGCUACUUAACAACUCUUAUACUUUUUGGGGCUGGGACUGGCUUUGUAAAAGAUUAAACAUAAGCACGAGGCAAAGUUAAUUUUCAGAAAGAUGCAUCAAUAAUAAGCAUGAGGUAUAGACGCUCCUUCGUCUAAGCUUGAAAUCUCUGGACCAUUUUUAGAUUUUGUCAAGCUCUUAGGAACAUGAGGAGGCGGUUAGUUGUAUUUUUGGCUUUUAUUUAUUUUGGUUCUCUUUCUUGUAUUUGAGAGGCAUCCCUUAACGCUGUUCUAAUAAACUUGUUACUUACCAAAAUGGAAAAAAUAAAAAUAAAAAUGAGAAGAGUUCAAAGAUGGAUA